Penicillium antarcticum is the source of this 1194-nucleotide messenger RNA. RefSeq lists its product as uncharacterized. The record is from RefSeq and is a predicted model, not a curated record. NCBI's taxonomy places the organism in Eukaryota, Fungi, Ascomycota, Eurotiomycetes, Eurotiales, Aspergillaceae. The transcript has 3 exons. The coding region runs from base 1 to 1194 and encodes 397 amino acids.
AUGGGUCUUCAUGAGAGUUUCCCUGCAUAUGGUGGUCGCGGGCCGAGCGACUUGCGCUUAGGUAUUGCUUUGGGUACUGUUGCGACUAUUUUUAUGGUCUUACGGAUUUAUGUUCGUCUUCGUAUGAACAAGUUUGGAACUACGGCGUUGAUAUGGUCUCUAGUGGCCUGGGUAUUUACUACACUCACUCAAAUAUUCGGUAUUAUUUCUGUUCUCCAUGGCCUAGGGAACCACAUCACAAUCGUCCAAGAAGCCGGCGAAUUACACCAUUUCCUUCUCUUCACAUGGAUCACGGUCUUUUUCUUCAACUUGGCAAUUCCGACCGGCAAGGUCGCGGUGGCUGCAUUUCUAAUUGAAAUGAACUCACAGAGCAACCCCAAAAUCCGCCGAAGUCUCAUUCUCGUCGCUGCCGUGAACAUUAUCGUCAACAUCCCCCAGGUCCUCUUAGUCUGGUUCCAAUGCAGUCCCCCAAAUGCACUAUGGGAUCCCCUCCUCCAGAGUCAAUGUGACCACCGCAAGAGUGUAUACUAUACAUACUUUGUGGGUGCCGUCGCCGCCAUCUCGGAUAUCUACCUCGCCGUCAUCCCAAUCACAAUGCUGGUACCCUUACGAAUCGACAAGACAUUGAAAUGGGGUCUUAGUUUCCUCAUGGGAUGUGGUGUCUUCGCCGGUGCUGCUGCAAUUGUCAGAACAUGGGCAGCCAAGUUCAUUAUGAGCGAAGACUCAUCUUGUAAGCCGCAACAUGUCCACUCAAAUGAAGCAAUCGCUAACCUGAGACCAGACGGCGUGGGAAUCCUCUUCCGCUGGGGUGAAGUCGAAGAAUGGAUCGUCCUGAUCACAAUGUCAAUUCCGCCAGUUUGGCCACUCUUCCGGCCAUUAACCCAUCACUUCAUCAAAUCAACAGCCAGCCGAAGCCACCCUCAAUACAAGCAAGAUGGCUAUUAUGGAAACUACGGCUCGACAACCCGAGGGAACCCAUCCAUUGCGCCGCCAAUUGUCACGACUACUAUUUCUAUUUCUUCCCAGAAGGGCGGUCCGGCAUCGGCUACAACAGUCCGUCCAUCCUCUUCUGCGGACUCGCUUUCGAGAUGUGGAGAGGAUGAGCAUGAGACGACUCAUACUAUCCUCAGCCAUAAUGGUGAUCCUGAAGGCUGGGUGGAGAUGUCCCAUCUCAAGGAACAGAAUCGCACUUGA